UCCCGUCUGCCCCAGUCCCGAGGUGGCUGCUCUCGGCUGCAGGUAUUCCAGGUGCUGCAACAAUAUUUGCACUGUAUGGCUCCAGCUCCCAACCAAUGACUGCUGGACACUGCGAGCCUGAUCUGUCUUGUGCAGGAAAAGGUGGACAAAGGAUGAAUCACUUCAUGCUUCUGGCAGUACUGCUCCCCCUACAGACUUGCUAUGCUACAUACUCACAGCAAGAAUCUGAUGUGUUUCCAGUAACUUACUUUAACGUUUCCAAGGAUUUGGCUCUCCAGCGGCUGCUAGUGGAAUGGGAUGUUGUCAAGUCAGCACAUGACGCUAAGCUGGCAAUGUCUUUUGAAAUACAAGUCAAUCGAACAGAUGAAACUACUUCUACUACUGUGUUGACAGAGUAUCAUAAUGUCACACUUGAUAAAUUAGGAAAGCCUCUUCAUUGGAUAUGGUAUUCAGACAUACCUUUGGAGUGUAUGUCUCAUGCAGUGAGAAUCAGGACCAAAGCAGAAACAUCAAAAAUCUGGAGUGAGUGGAGUCUGUGGGAGACUGUCUUGGGCCUGGACACUUCAAAUAGCAGUGAACCACAAAUCUUUCCAAGUAAAAUAAUUCUAGAGGAAGGCUCUGAUACCACUUUUUGUUGCAUUGGAAGGAAAGGUCAAAUCAUUAAAGAAUUCUCUGUGCUCCCAGCUGUUCGUGUUUUCAAUCGCACAAGCAGUCGACUCGGACUUCUCACUAUGGAAAAUGUGAGACAUCGCGAAACGCCUCACAUCCAUGUCUGCUGUUCUUACAGUCAAGAUCGCUGCCCAGCUCAUGCAGCUUUCCUUGUGGGUAGAGCACCUGAUACACCUAAAGAUGUUUCCUGCGAAACACAAGAUAUGAGAAUAAUAACAUGUACUUGGAGCAAAGGAGGAAGCACCUAUCUUUAUGGAAAGUAUUCAUCAAAGUACACCUUGUUUGCAAAAUCUUCCCAGAAAAUGGUUCAGUGCACACAAAGUUGUUCCAAGACGUGUGCAUGUUCUUGGGAGAUAGGCCAGCAGAGGAUCUGGAAUGUCACAGUGACUGUGGAAAAUCCACUGGGAAAGAAAACUGCCAUGGAUGUUUUUAAUGUAAAUCACAGAAUUUAUCCCACUGCACCUUUCCAGGUGUGGCAAAAAUGCACAGAUACAGAAAUCACAUUAUGUUGGAAUUAUCAAAGCAAUGGAAUUGAGCUCUUUUGUCAGACUGAAGUGCUCCACCCGGAUGGGAAAGCUGACCUGCACAAUAGUUCAGACAUGCAUUCCCCUCACAGGAGCAUCACUGUGGGUGGACUGCAGCCCUACACGGAAUACACAGUGAAGGUUCGCUGCGGGGCAGCAAAGCAUUUUUGGCGGUGGAGUGAGUGGAGUGAAGCCCGGACUAUCAGAACAAAGGAAGCAACUCCGUCAGGGAAACUGGACAUGUGGAGAGAAAUUUCACCAGUUCUAGGGGGAAGGAAUGUGACCUUGUUCUGGAAGCAAACACCAGGUUUUCGAGCAAAUGGAAGAAAUAUUUCAUAUGAAGUAACUUGGGAAAAAAUAGAAGAUGGCUCCAGGCCUGAAAGCAUCUCCUUGUCAUCAGUCUACAAUAGCACCAUGAUUUUCAUUGAUAACCAUUCCUAUAAAAUCAGCAUCAUGGCAAUGAAUGAUGUUAAUUUUUCACUUCCUUCAGUACUGGUCAUCUCUAGAGCUACAGAUAACAGUACUGAAGAGCUUAAGGAAGAACAGGUUAAUGGUACAGAUGAUGGCAUUUUUAUUUCCUGGAAGCCCAGAUAUAUAUAUGACAGUUACAUUAUCGAGUGGUGUAACUUUCCAAAGUUGCGGCCUUGUGAUUUGCAGUGGAAGAGAUUUGGGCCCAACACUUCCAGUGCUGUGAUUAACUCAGCUGCCUUUGUUCCGGGGGUGAGAUACAACUUCCACAUCUAUGGAUCUGUCGCUAAUAGAGCCUCCUUACUGGAAAAGAAGACUGGUUAUCUCAAGGAACUACGUCCUCUUCCUGACCUUGUUGUGGACAAAGUUGAACUGACUUUCAAUGCAGUAACACUGUCUUGGGAUUCUUACGUCACAAAUGAGUCACAACCUGGUUUUGUGAGAGGCUACCAUGUCUAUGUGUCACCUAUACAAGAGAAUUGCAGUUUAAAAGGAUCAAAAAAGCACAUUCUUCCAGAUAAUUCAGAGCUAUGUAAAUACACAAUUGAAAAUCCAGAAGAAAAGAGAUACACUGUGGAACACCUGAUGUCAAACACAAAAUACAAACUUGGGGUUACAGCAUAUACAGGUGGAGGAGAGACUCCCAUUGAUAACUUUAUAUACAUAGACACACCAUAUAACUAUAACAUGCUAUACUUCCUAUUCCUGCUCGUGAUAGUUCCGACCUUAGUAGCAGCUAUAUGCCACUGGAAGAAGAAGUGGGUGAAGGAGUGCUGCUGUCCUGCAAUACCUAGUCCUAACAAGAGCAAAGUGCUGUCAUUCAAAGAGUUUAAGAUUGGUUCUGAGAAAGUGCUAAAAAUAAAUGACUGCAUUCCUGACAUGCUGGCUAUGGACAAUAAGGCUGAAGCCCAGAAAUUACAUCCAUGGAGCAAGUUGUCUUCAAUACCAACAGAAGACGAGACUGAUGGUCACAAUUCGUCCUGGAUUUACCCUAAGGAAAAUGCAGAGAGAGACCUUCCACCCACACCUAUCUCUCAAACUCAUAAUUGGUUUGAAAAUUUUGCUUAUUUUUCUCAUCUUGAUGUUGAAUCUCAUCCCUAUCAAACACCGGAGACACUGGAAGCGAACGAGACAGAGCUGCUAGUAGGGCAAUACCAACCACACUGCUAUAUUGAUAUUUUUAAUGAGGACACAGCCUCAGCAACCAGAGAAACAGCUGGCAGAAAGAAUGGUUUGAGAUAUAUCUCACAGAGAGAUGUGCACUGCCUGGGGAGAAGGCUUUGAUGUACUCUCCUCCAUUCAGUCCAGCCAGUGUUUGAUUACACAAUAUAGAUGAGAACUUCUUUUGAUUAGGGCUCUCACAAACUCAACUGCCCUACUUUGACUAGUUUUCAGUACUGGCUUGCACACAGGAACAAUGUGUGUUAUGGUUUCUUUACAAGUUUAUGGGGAUUAUAUAAGAUUUAUAGGCUGUUUUGUGGCCUGUAUUGUGUAGAAAGCUAGAUCACAGCAGUCUGUCAUAGCCUGAUGCAGAGAACUGCUGUAUUUGACAGAGAUAAAUUUAUUCAUAGAGGGGCAAGUUAAACAAGGGGAUAGGUUGUUGUGCUCAAGGAAUUUAUUUCACUUGCAGUACGCUACUACAUGCUCUGGCCACCCCAGCCAGGGGUGCUGUGCUGCUGGGCAUGGAGCAUUACCCAGCCCAGUGAUAGUGAGGGGUGGGUUUUAUUUUCUGUCUCUUAAGUGAUGUAAGGAAUCAUCAUAGAAAGGUUACCUGCAUACAGUGUGGCACAUUACUAGAAGAUUUGAAGGAACUUUGACUUUCUCUAGGAGAGCUGCCCGGAGCACCAAAAUCCAGUAAUUGCCAUGCUUUCACUGCACCUGCGUCCUAAUGGCACUUGUUGGGUGAAAGAGCACAAAAAACAUAUUUUUAUAGUACAAGCCCCUGCUUCCAUUUCUUGUCACUGGGGCUCAUCACACUUCUGCCUUCUCUGUUUGGAAGAAUGACCCUGUAAAAUUGUCUUAACUAUACACUAAAGAAAUGUGGGGAGCUAGGUAGGAAGUUCUUUUUGCAGCAGGAAAGCUGUUUGCAGAGGUGGUACCAUGCACUGUCUCUCUGCUUUUGCACAUGAACUGAACUUCUUUAGGCAUUAACUCCUGUACUUCCAUAGCAAACCCCAAACCACCAGCCAUGUAAGGAAACAGGGUGGUCAGAUGCAUAGUUGUAUGUAUCCCAUUUGUGAAGAAUGUCAUAUUCAGGCUGCAUCAGCUAGAUCUCCCAACACUGCUUUUGCAUGUGUUAAAAAACAAAACAAAAACCAAAACCAAACCAAACCAAACAAAAAAAAAAACCCCAAAAC
This is a messenger RNA of Manacus vitellinus (golden-collared manakin), 4018 nucleotides long. RefSeq names its product oncostatin M receptor (gene OSMR). Gene Ontology annotation, molecular function: cytokine receptor activity; protein binding. Gene Ontology annotation, cellular component: external side of plasma membrane; membrane. Gene Ontology annotation, biological process: cytokine-mediated signaling pathway. NCBI's taxonomy places the organism in Eukaryota, Metazoa, Chordata, Aves, Passeriformes, Pipridae. Bases 96 to 2945 code for a protein of 949 amino acids. The transcript is spliced from 19 exons. The record is from RefSeq and is a predicted model, not a curated record.